UCCAACCACAAAGUCAUGCACGGUCUCGCCUCCUCGUUUCAUUCAUCCACGCCUCUUUGUUUUGGCAGGGCCAGUGCAGUAGCACAGAAUGGAGCCAUCAGCGCUGUGACGUCGUCAACAUCCAAGCUUGAUUUCAAUCAAUGCUCGUCUUCGCCGCCUAUUGCCACUUCACGAAAUUUUGACAACAAUAGCGUUCGUGUUACGAGAAGUCGAAGCAAAGAAGCUAAAAAAAUUACAUCCAUCAACGUUGAAGAGGCAGACGAAUCGCAAAAGAUGGUGUCUUCUGCCCUCAAACGAUUUUGCAUGAAGGAGUUGGAGAACAUCGUCCAAAGCCGGUUGGAAGCCGUAGUUAGUCAGCAUCAUUACAACACUUGGCUCCGAGAACAAGUGGAUGAAACCGAGGUACAGCUUGUGAAAUAUCAAAACCGGAUUGACGCUAUUCAGAAGCAUGUAAAUGAUCUGUCUGCCGUUAUUCGUCAGUACGCAAUAAGCUCAGAAGGUGAGAGGGAGCCACCGAUGAAAUUAACGAGGAACGUUGGUCUUCAAGUGCGCAUUAAAAAUAAGCCGGAUAGUAUACCAGUCUAUGAGGUUGAAGAUGUACAGUCAGGCCACACGUCUUCAGGAGAGGAGUCAAUGGCUUCAGUAGAUGUUUCUGUGUCUUCCACAACCACGCAAGAUUGGCCUACACCAACGUCUUCAUCGGACGUGCAAAACGAUCAACAUUGCACUAUAAAAUCGCUUAAAAUAGGAGGGCAAGUAGAGUCCCAUCAGACCUUGCCGCUUCCAGUAGAAAUUGAUUUAACGGAACUUGAUGAAGACACGACUGAACCUACAAUUAAUCCAUCUACUAGUUCUCCGCUACCAACUGAUCAGACUGCUUUUCUUCUGUCCAAGAAACCGACAACUAUUUGUAGCCAACCUGAAGCGUCACCUUUUUUAAUGUCUUCGUCCAGUUGUGUCACCCCUCCAGCGUUACCCAUAACACAGGCCAUGAAUUUCACAGCGGACCGCACGUUGCCUUGGAUCACGAGUGAUAACGUCACCUUACUUGUACCUCCAUUGAACAAAGACAAAUCUGCUAACGCGACUGAAAAUUCGUUAAUGGGUAGGUCCCCUUCGUUACAACCAUCAUGCCAAUCAGCUGAAUUCAGCCACGCAGCUGUAUCAUCAACUAUAUCCAUUCAAAGACGUAGGUCUUCUUCAUCGCAUGAAAUUGCAAAUGUAUUAUCGCGUUCUUCCAUCGAAACGCCUCCAUCAGCUGGUACAUCGGUUCAGAAUGUUGCCACGCCGAAAAAGAAUUCACCUGGCGAUUUCUAUUCUCACCCUGAUCGAAAGCGUCGUUUAUCCUGUCGCAUUUCAACUUUAGAUGCUUCGACUAUAGCUUCAGUCGAGAGAUACCACAAAUUAAUAAAAAAAUACUGGUAUAAUUCAACAACGCAUCAGCCUAUUGGAAUUUCGCCCCUGCACAUCCAUCGGCAAUCUACGAAAAACGGGUUGCUCCUUCGGUUGUUGCAGAAGUUGGGAUACAUGUCCAAAGGAUGCCGAUCCUUAAACGAAGGCAGCAGCAGGUGGAAGCUUCCAUUGGUUGCCGGGUCCGCGCAAAAGGGGCGUUCCACUCAACAUCCUCCUCCGCCCAAGCCACAGACGCAGCAACAAUUUCCAAAGGAACUAAAUAGUGGUCCGCCACCAUUGAUCGGUAUCCAUGAAGAGAGUCUUACCAGAGAAACAUGCACGCCGGAUUUGCAUAACACUUCUCCGCCGCUGUUGAAACCUGUCCCUACACAGCAAGAACGGCACACCUGCGAAAGUUUGACGUCACACCCUGAUGGCUACCCUGCUCAAUUAGAGUUGCCAAAAUCGGAUAGAAGAAAAAGAAACCUUCCUGAUCUGAUAGCUAUCUCGAAUGAAGGAAUGGCUUCCCAUUCUCAUAACGUAACUGCGCUAAAAGUUUAUGAUUUGAAUAAUUUUACAAUGUUUAAACCAGUUUUAAAACUAACGCGGUCUGAAGAAGGAAUCCAAAUCGAAUGGACAAUACCGAUGUUGCCUCCUGAUCAGCUUAAUCAAAUUGAAUCUUACCUUCUAUAUUCUCGGAAAGAAAAUGACAUUUCUCCAUCAAUGAACACUCCCUGGUUUAAAGCAGCUGUCAUCUCAGCACUUCCUCUACCAAUGUGUUUCAAGCUAACAGAGCUAACUCCUGGCUAUCGUUAUCAUUUUCAAAUUGGUCCUGUUCUUCGAUGGUGCCAAAGCGACAUUCCAUUCAGUAAUCCAGUUUCCAUCAACGAAUGACGUAGAAUACUCCAUCAGGUGGCAAGCACUGAUAAAAUCAAAUGAAACAGACGAAACCAACCAAAGUAGAUUUCCAAAAAAUAUCAAAACCUUUUUCGCGUGACUGUCUGUUACAACCAGGGUGCGUCAACCCGAAUGGCAACUUAUGUUAAUUUUAAAGAGGCAGAAAACCUGUCGGUACAAUGGCAUUGUCCUUGUCCUUGUUUGACGUUAUUUUUUUUUUUUUUUUUUUUUACCUUGAAGGCAAGAGAAAUACAUGGAAACAGAAAGGU
Daphnia carinata is the source of this 2558-nucleotide messenger RNA. RefSeq lists its product as uncharacterized. The record is from RefSeq and is a predicted model, not a curated record. Gene Ontology annotation, biological process: regulation of DNA-templated transcription. Gene Ontology annotation, cellular component: transcription regulator complex; nucleus. The coding region runs from base 16 to 2286 and encodes 756 amino acids. The transcript has 8 exons. Gene Ontology annotation, molecular function: transcription coregulator activity; protein binding. Lineage: Eukaryota; Metazoa; Arthropoda; Branchiopoda; Diplostraca; Daphniidae.